ACCAGCAAUGGCAGCGCACAUGGCGAAAAGCAUGGCACCAAAGAAAAGAAAAUUGAAAGAUAUGAGCGUUGAUGAGUUCAUGAAAAGUGCAAUUGAUUCAGACAGUAGUGAUGGUAGCUCCGAACCAGAAAUCUCCAAAAAGAAAAAAACAGCGAAGAGUAAAAAACCUGACAAGAAAGCUGCAUCUAAACACAAGAAAUCUUUAGAAAAUCUUGAAAAGCUGGACCCAGAGUUUUACAAGUUUUUAGAGAAUGAAGAUAAAUCACUCCUAGAUUUUGGUGAUGAUGAUGAAGAGGAUGAUGAAAAUGAAGAGGAGGAGAGUGAUGAAGAUGAGGACAGUGACGAGGCAGAUAAAAGUUCAUUCAAAGAAGAUGUUAAAGAAAAGGCAUCCGGAAAAAAAUCAAAAUUCAAGCUUGAUUUAGAAGACCUUGAUGAUUACAGUACAGAUGAGGAUGAGGAGGAUUCGAGUGAUGAAGAUUCAGGGAAGGGACGUUUUCAUAAACUUCCCAAAAAACUGGAGGUUGCCAGUGACGACAGUGAAGAGGAAACAGAUGGUGAUGAAGAAGAUAAAGAUGAAAAGGAAAACACGAAUACAGUCUUAACAAAAAAGAAACAAAAGGGAACAUUGCUGACACCUAGGUUGAUAAAGAACUGGUCCAAAAGUCUAGAGACAAAACCUACCAUGGCAGUACUGAAAGAAGUCAUUGCUGCACUCAAGGCUGCAGUUCUCCAGGCAGGUGGAGAGGGGAAGACAAACAAAUAUGUUGUCAAGGGCAGUGCAGUAUUCAAUGCAAUUGUGCGGAUGUGUCUGACCCAGGUGGCGCCAGCACUGCAUCAGGUGAUAGGCCUGCCUCCUAUAACUGACCUACAGAAACCCAUCGUACCUGCCAGUAACAACAAGAAAUGGGUGAAAAUACGUGUAGAUGUCAAAACCUAUGUGACUUACCUGUUAAAGCUGGUGAGUGAGUUGUCAGAGCCUACAAUGGUUAAUGUGAUACUAAAGCACAUUCACAAACUAGUCGCCUUCUAUUCCUGUUUUCCAAAAAUAGCCAAGGUCAUGCUCAAGCAAAUGAUCUCGUUGUGGAGCACUGGGGAGGAUACAACACGUGUCAUGGCAUUCUUCUGUAUAAACAGACUUGUACGCAUCAUGCAGACCACACUUCUUGAUGCCUGUAUCAAGCAAAUGUACAUCGCGUAUGUGAAGAACUGUAAAUUCACCUCCCCUUCCACACUGCCAAUGAUCAAUUUUAUGCAGCGCUCCAUGGUGGAGAUUUUUGCCAUAGACAUUGUACAUGCCUACCAGUACACUUUUGUUUACAUCAGACAGUUGGCUAUUCAUCUAAGGAAUGCAAUAACAACGAAAAAACAGGAGAGCUGUCAGGCAGUUUACAACUGGCAGUUUGUGCAUAGUCUGGGACUAUGGGUGCGACUUUUAAGUGCGACACACCCAAACCCUGUCCUGGAGCCCCUCAUAUAUCCCCUUACACAGACCAUCAUAGGCACCAUUAAACUCCUUCCAAACUCUCGGUUUUAUCCGUUGCGAUUUCAUUGUGUACGACUGAUGACGACUCUUUCCCAAGCUACCAUGACUUUUAUCCCGGUGCUGCCAUUCCUGUUGGAGAUAUUUGAACAAAUCGACUUCAACAAACAGUACAAGAAUCCUAGUUUUAAACCAUUCAACUUUGCCUGUAUCCUCAAGCUCUCCAAAUCACAGUUGGUAGAAAAGUCCUUUAAGGAUGGAGUGAUAGACCAGCUGUAUGAGUUACUCCUGGACCAGUUACAUGUCCAUCAGAGUUCUGUUGGGUUUCCUGAGCUCGCCCUACCAGCCAUUUUACAGCUGAAGGCCUUUCUUAAGAAGUGCAAAGUGGCUAACUACUGCAAACAGAUUCGUCAGAUUCUGGACAAGGUUGAAGAGAAUUCAAAAUUCAUCACAAAUAGACGCAAGAGUUUCAAUGUUAAUCUUGCUGACACUAAAACUAUUGAAGCUUGGGAGAAAAAAUGUGAAGAGGCCGGAACACCUCUUGGAAAAUAUUACAAGACCUGGAGGAAGCUGAGGGACCGUGAACUACAGCAUGAGAUCUCCGCCAAAGAACAGGUCCUGGAUGUAGAUGAUGGUAUACCAUUAAUAGUAAGACCCAAGGGUCCACAGAAAGCUACCGCUGAAGACAAAAUGGACUUUGCUGCUCUUUUCGAUAAAGAAAGUGAUGAGUCGGAUGAUGAGAUGAGAUUUCUUCCAAAAUCUGAACGAACAACAAAAUCCAAAAAAACUGAUUCAGAUAGCGAUGAUUACAGUGACUUUGAUAGUGACGAACUAGAACAGUUAGCACAGUCAGCAGAUGAGGAUGAUGAGGACAGUGAGGAAGAAGAAGACGAUGAGGAGGAGGAGGAGGCUGAGGCAGAUGAUGCUAAUGCCAGUAAUGAUGAUGAAGAUAUUCCAGAUGUUGACGAUGUUGUAGAGGACUUUACAAUGUCAGACUCUGAUUAAAAUGUAUUGAAUUUUACUAAAAAUAAAUGUUUUAUCACAUACAC
Molecule: messenger RNA, 2529 nt
Organism: Ylistrum balloti
Lineage: Eukaryota; Metazoa; Mollusca; Bivalvia; Pectinida; Pectinidae
Product: nucleolar complex protein 2 homolog
Exons: 19
Coding region: 8-2485 (825 amino acids)
Biological process (GO): negative regulation of transcription by RNA polymerase II; ribosomal large subunit biogenesis
Cellular component (GO): Noc2p-Noc3p complex; nucleolus; nucleoplasm
Molecular function (GO): transcription corepressor activity; histone binding
Source: RefSeq, a predicted model, not a curated record